Messenger RNA from Aegilops tauschii subsp. strangulata, 1771 nucleotides. NCBI's taxonomy places the organism in Eukaryota, Viridiplantae, Streptophyta, Magnoliopsida, Poales, Poaceae. The record is from RefSeq and is a predicted model, not a curated record.
UCCAGCCUCCUCCUUCCCUCCAUAUCACCGACCUUACUGGCUUGCUUGCAGUUAAUUCACCAGGUGCUAGCUAGAUUACAUAUAUAACAUGGUGGAGUCCCGGGCGGCGGCUGUGCAGGAGCUCCGGGCGAGGUUCGCGGCGGGGCAGACGCGGCCGGCGGAGUGGCGGGCGGCGCAGCUGCGAGGGGUUCUGCGGAUGGCCACGGAGAUGGAGGCGGAGAUAUGCGACGCCCUCCACGCCGACCUCGGCAAGCCCAAGACCGAAGCACACGUCCAUGAGCUAUCUCUGAUCAAGUCGUCGUGCUUGUUUGCCUUGAAGAAUCUCAAGAAAUGGAUGAAACCCCAGAAGGUUCCUGCAAAGCUCAUGAAUUUCCCCUCGACGGCGAGGAUUACGCCAGAGCCCCUCGGCCUCGUGCUCGUCAUCUCCGCCUGGAACUACCCUCUCUUGCUGUCCCUGGACCCGGUCAUCGGUGCGAUCGCCGCCGGCAACGCCGUUGCGCUGAAGCCGUCUGAGGGGGCACCAGCCAUGUCGUCGCUGCUGGCCGAGCUGCUGCCGCGGUUCGUGGACGGCACCUGCAUCAAGGUCAUCGAGGGCGGCGUCAAGGAGACCACCGCGCUCCUAAACCAGAAGUGGGACAAAAUCUUCUACACAGGCAACAGUAGAGUCGGACGCGUCGUGAUGACCGCAGCGGCCAAGCAUCUGACGCCGGCCGUCUUGGAGCUCGGUGGCAAAUGCCCGGUGGUUGUCGAUUCAAACGUCGAUCUCCACAUUGCUGCCAAGAGGAUCGCUGCUGGCAAGUGGGGUUGCAACAAUGGCCAGGCCUGCAUUGCUCCUGAUUUCAUCAUCACCACACAGGCUUUUGCCCCAAAGCUGCUCGAGUCUUUGAAGAAAGUUUUGGAGAAGUUCUACGGGAAGGAUCCACUACUAUCAGCGGACUUGUCCCGCGUCGUGAAUGCCAGCCAUUUUGGCAGGCUCAAGGGCUUGAUGGACGAAGAGAUGGUCUCCGACAAGAUCGUGUUCGGCGGGCAGAGGGAUGAACAGCAGCUGAAGAUCGCCCCUACAAUAUUCCUAGAUGUCCCUCUCGAUUCCGCCAUCAUGAAGGAGGAAAUAUUCGGGCCCUUGCUUCCGAUCCUCACGGUUGACAAGAUCCACGAAAGCUUUGGUCUCAUCAACUCAAUGGCUAAGCCACUUGCAGCUUACCUCUUCACCAGGGACAGUGAGCUCCAGAACCAGUUCGAGGGGGCCAUUUCUGCAGGAGGAAUGCUCUUCAACGACACCAGCAUACAUCUCACAAACCCAUACCUGCCAUUUGGAGGAGUUGGGGAGAGCGGCACGGGCGCCUACCAUGGGAAGUUCAGCUUUGAUGCUUUCAGCCACAGGAAGGCAGUCAUGAAUCGAGGCUUCGCCGGGGAGGCCAGGGCUAGGUACCCGCCCUACUCGGCACCAAAGCUCAAGAUCCUCAAAGGAGUGCUUGAAGGCAAGCUGGGAGACAUGAUUCAGGCUAUCCUGGGGUUCCCAAGAGGGAAAUGAGCUCACCUCUUCAGGAUGCUUGGUAUAUUGUAUGAUCAAACAAAAAGAUAAAUAAAAUAUCCCAUAGUGUGCUUGCUAGGCACCGUUCUGUUUCAGACAUAUCGCAAAGGGGCAACAGCCUGGUAGUAUUGUUUUAUAUUUGAUCACCUUGAAGAUACAACAUGUAAGUAUCAUAAAUGUUCGGUCCGGGAACUGUCCAAUGCUGCUUUUAUUUCUGGUAAUGGAGCACACAACUCAAAA